Molecule: messenger RNA, 678 nt
Organism: Entrophospora candida
Lineage: Eukaryota; Fungi; Glomeromycota; Glomeromycetes; Entrophosporales; Entrophosporaceae
Source: the annotation of a GenBank genome assembly
AUGGAGCACUCACCAAAUAUAAAAUUGCUAAUUGAAAGAUUGAAUUUACCAAAAGAGCAAAAAAAAAUACUCGAAAAUCCACCAGAAAUAGUAAAGAUGACGAUUGACCAUUUGGUUUCUUUUUCAAAUAAACCAAGAAAAAAACCACCAAGGAUACAAAAUGCGUGGUCAAUAUUCCUAAAAAACUUUGGUGAAUAUCUGAGGAAAACCUUUCCGGAUGAAACGUUUCCUAUAGAAAAAAUUUCACGUAUGGCUGCCGGUAUAUGGAAUAAUUUAGAAGACACUGAUUUAACGAAAAUUUAUUUUAGAAUUUUGGCGAAAAUAGCCGAAGAAAAUCGGAAAUUUAUUUUCUUCGAAAAUAAUAAUAAUAAUAUUCAAACAAUUUCAUGCGAGAAGAAAUGGAAAUGGAAAGCAAUUGUUAAUAAUGAAAACUUUACUACAUCGUCGUCAUCCUUUCCUUCACCUAUUGAGAAUGAUAAUAUCAACACUGAUGAAAUGGCAACAUUUAUUCCACGACCAAAUGUCAUUGGAGGUUAUAAUGGACAUUUUUAUUAUGGUGCAGGAUUACCAAUCAUUACAAGUUACCCAAAUGAGUUUUGCGAAGAAAAUCAAGUUGAUAAUAUUCGUCAUUAUUAUGCUGAUAAUAGAUUCAAAUUAUACGAUACACUCGACUUUUAA